This is a messenger RNA of Alligator mississippiensis (American alligator), 942 nucleotides long. Its product is annotated as olfactory receptor 12D1-like. Bases 1 to 942 code for a protein of 313 amino acids. The transcript has a single exon. Gene Ontology annotation, cellular component: membrane. NCBI's taxonomy places the organism in Eukaryota, Metazoa, Chordata, Crocodylia, Alligatoridae. Gene Ontology annotation, biological process: G protein-coupled receptor signaling pathway. Gene Ontology annotation, molecular function: G protein-coupled receptor activity; olfactory receptor activity. The record is from RefSeq and is a predicted model, not a curated record.
AUGCAAAACCAGACAGUGGUGAAUGAGUUUAUCCUCUUGGGCCUAACUGAUCUCCAGGGACUGCAGUGUUUUCUUUUUGCUCUCUUCCUACUACUCUACAUAGCCAGUCUUCUGGGGAAUGGUGUCAUUGUGACAGUGGCAAGAACUGAACCCCGACUUCACACCCCCAUGUACUUCUUCCUAGGCAACCUCUCCUGCUUGGAUAUCUUCUAUUCUUCAGUCACUGUGCCCAAGAUGCUGACUGGCUUCAUUUCAGGGGACUGGGGCAUUUCUUUCACUGGUUGCCUGGCUCAGCUCCAUUUUUUCCACUUCCUGGGCAGCAGUGAGGCUGUGCUGUUGGCUGUCAUGGCUUAUGACCGUUAUGUGGCUAUCUGCAACCCUCUACGCUACAUGCUUGUCAUGAGCCAAAAAACCUGCCUUCUGCUGGCAGUAGUUACUUGGACCACUGGCUUCCUGCAUGCCCUGAUACACUCAGUUAUGACCUCUCAACUGGACUUCUGUGGUCCCAAUCACAUCCACCAUUUUUUCUGUGACAUCAAGCCCCUGCUGAGCUUGGCUUGUGGUAGCACCCACCUCAACCUGAGCCUUCUGAACAUUAUCACUGGAGGCAUUGUGGUGGGUCCCUUUUGCCUCACAUUCCUCUCUUACCUCUACAUCAUCUCCUUCCUCCUCGUGAAGGUACAUUCUCAGGAAAGCAGGAGAAAAGCCUUCUCCACCUGUGCUUCUCACCUCACAGUGGUGUCUCUUUUCUAUGGGGCAGCCAUUUUGACCUAUGUACCUCCUUCUUCAGGAAAUUCUCCUAAAUGGGACAUGGCUAUCAUCCUUAUCUACAGUGUGAUCACUCCUGUUCUGAACCCUGUAAUCUACACCCUAAGAAACCAAGAGGUUAAAUCUGCCCUAAGAAAAACCCUUCAAAGGAAAAUCUUUCUUGAAAGGUUAUGA